AGAGAGAGAGAGGAGAGGAGAAGAGAGAGAGAGGGGGGACUUGACAGUUGACACCUAGCCGUCUGGGCAGAGGGAGGGAGGGGGGGGGACGCUUUUCCUUUUCUCACUCUCUUGCUUUAUAAAAGCAGCCACCUCUCUCAUAUUCCCGUCUUCUCCUCACUUGUUUAUUCAUCUUUCUUUCUCUCUCUUCAAAAAAAACAAAGAACUGGUUGAAGAAUCCUCACCAUAUUCCUCAGUAUUCUUCCCCACAUUGUUCCAUGAUCUAACAAUAAAGCUGGACAAAUGACGAAGAUAAGCCCAGAAUUCGGGGAUCAGAUGCAGAUGGAGGCAGUUUCAGCUGAUGUGAGCUUUGCAUCUAAUCAGUUUCCGAAAUACAGAAUAGGAGCUGAUAAUCAGAUUUUUGAUGAUGCCAAGGACGACCCUAAGGGUCCACCCUUGAAGGAGGUUGUUGCACAGGAAACUGCCCAUCUAGUAGAGCAGCAAAAGCGUCUCUCUGUUCGUGACCUUGCCAGUAAAUUUGAUAAGAACUUAGCUGCUGCUGCAAAGUUGUCAGAUGAGGCUAAGCUAAGGGACGUUGCUUCUUUGGAGGGACAUGUUCUUCUGAAGAAGCUCAGAGAUGCACUGGAAGCUUUGAGAGGUCUAUUAGCAGGUCGAAAUAAGGAAGAUGUGGAAAAAGCUAUUUCAAUGGUGGAGGCUUUGGCAGUAAAGUUGACUCAAAAAGAGGGGGAGUUGAUUCAAGAGAAGUUUGAAGUGAAAAAGCUAGCGAACUUUCUCAAACAGGCUUCAGAAGAUGCUAAGAAAUUAGUUAGCCAAGAAAGGUCCUUCGCUUGUGCUGAAAUUGAGAGUGCAAGAGCGGUAGUGCAAAGAUUUGGAGAGGCUCUUGAGGAAGAAGAAAGAAUUUCCCAAACCUCAGGAAAGCAGGAACUAGAGAAACUCCUGGAGGAGGUUCAAGAAUCUAGAAGAAUAAAAUUGUUGCAUCAGCCCAGCAAGGUGAUUGACAUGGAACACGAGCUCCAAGCUCUACGGAUUCAAAUUCGAGAGAAGUCAAUAAUAUCGGUUAAGCUUCAAAGAGAGCUGGCAAUGAGCAAAAGGGCCCAGGAGAACCAAUCCUGUUUAUAUGAGUUAGGUGGUUGUGAAUCUUUAGGUUCAUCUUUGCAAGUCCAACCUUGCUCAGAUGAAGCUCAAGAACUUUCAAAAUGUUCGGUUCAGUGGUAUCGUAUACCGACUGAAGGUAGCAGAAGGGAAAUUAUUUCAGGUGCCAACAGACCAAUUUAUGCACCAGAGCCUUUUGAUGUUGGACGCUUCUUGGAAGUUGAUGUCUUCUCAACUGGCCAAAAGGUUGUUGUGAUAACUGCCAAUCCCAUUGGUCCAGCUGCUGGAUUGGCCAGUUAUGUGGAGACGCUUUUGAGGAAACCCAACAGUGAAUUUAAUGUUACUAUUUCUCAGAUGAACGGACAAAAUUAUUCAUCACGUGCUGUGCACUUGUUUCAUGUUGGGAAAAUGAGGAUGAAACUUUGUAGAGGAUGGAUUACAAAGGCUAGGGACUCAUAUUCGGUAACGAUGCAGCUAUGUGGUUUUCGAGGUGGUGGUAAUUCGGCAGCUAAGUCAUUGUUUUGGCAAGCAAGGAAAGGACAAUCCUUUGUACUUGUAUUUGAAACAGAGAGAGAAAGAAAUGCGGCCAUUAUGCUUGCGAGGAGAUAUGCUCUUGACUGCAAUGUUGUACUUGCCGGGCCAGAUGAUCAAGCCUUCAUCUAAACCUGACUGAUUUGUGAGUCCUCAACUAAUGUGUGCAUAAUUGUUUUGUUUUUUUCCCGAGUGUGAGUGUUCCAUUUCUUGUGUGUUUUGAUGAUUAACAGUGCCUUCACUUUUGUAAUUUCUUUUUUGUUUUUUGGGGGUUCCUUUCUAAUCUGGUUAUGCCUUUGUAGGCGGUGUUUUUAUUUGCCUAAUCAUGGGUUGUAACAAGUUUUUCCCUGUCAUAGCUGUAUGGUUUACUUGCACACAUUUGUGUAUUACACUCAGAUUAAUACUCUCCAAAUUGGGAAAUGAUUUGAAGUGGAAUUAUGGUUUCAAAA
This is a messenger RNA of Rhododendron vialii, 2072 nucleotides long. RefSeq names its product stomatal closure-related actin-binding protein 1. Lineage: Eukaryota; Viridiplantae; Streptophyta; Magnoliopsida; Ericales; Ericaceae. The record is from RefSeq and is a predicted model, not a curated record. Gene Ontology annotation, biological process: regulation of stomatal movement; actin filament organization. The transcript is spliced from 13 exons. Gene Ontology annotation, molecular function: actin binding. Bases 283 to 1755 code for a protein of 490 amino acids.